Molecule: messenger RNA, 888 nt
Organism: Populus trichocarpa (black cottonwood)
Lineage: Eukaryota; Viridiplantae; Streptophyta; Magnoliopsida; Malpighiales; Salicaceae
Product: deoxyuridine 5'-triphosphate nucleotidohydrolase
Exons: 3
Coding region: 80-745 (221 amino acids)
Biological process (GO): dUMP biosynthetic process; dUTP catabolic process
Molecular function (GO): dUTP diphosphatase activity; magnesium ion binding
Source: RefSeq, a predicted model, not a curated record
CCAAUUGGCCCAUUUACAACAAGAAGAAGAUCUGGAAGAGCAGAGCAGUCGGAGUCAAAAUCCCAGAGGUGCUUCGAGAAUGCGCCCCAAAAUCAUGGCGGGAACAUUUAGCGCCAUCAAUUGGAAAAUCCCGCCAUUGGCGAGCCUCUCUCUACUUAAUCACCAAAUCCCUGCCCCCUUCCGUAUUCUCAACUCCCGUUUUUGUUACUUUAGAAACCCUCAAGUCCUCAAAAUGCCUCCAGCAAAUCUACAAAACCACAGCCCUGAUAUCAAAGAGCCUUCUCCUAAAGUCCCCAAGCUCCAACAUGAUAACAUCCCGUCAUAUCUCCUAAGAGUGAAAAAACUCUCUGAAAAUGCUGUUUUGCCCUCUAGAGGCUCUCCCCUUUCCGCUGGCUAUGAUCUCUCCAGUGCCUCAAAGGCAAAGGUACCAGCUAGAGGAAAGGCCCUUAUCCCUACAGAUUUGAGCAUUGCAAUACCUGAAGGAACUUAUGCUCGCAUUGCACCCAGAUCGGGACUGACAUGGAAGCACUCAAUUGACGUGGGUGCUGGUGUCAUAGACGCAGACUACAGAGGCCCAGUUGGGGUUAUCUUGUUUAAUCAUUCUGAUGUUGAUUUUGAGGUCAAGGUUGGCGAUAGAAUUGCGCAGUUAAUCAUCGAGAAGAUCGUGACUCCUAAUGUUAUGGAAGUCGAGGAUCUGGAUGCAACGGUGAGAGGUGCUGGAGGGUUUGGAUCCACUGGCGUGUGAGCUUCCCGUGCCUCAUAAGACUUUUCUUGAAAACUUAUGUUUCUUUGUGGGUAAAUUUAGUGAACAGAUUGUCGGCUUAGUGGUUAAUGUUUUAGGUUUGGUGACGAAGCUUGGUUUGCAAUGAAGACAUGGCAUUUUUAUUC